GGACCUAUUUAAAGGUGGAUGUGAGAGGAGGUUUCACCCAUCACUGCUUCAGUCACACACACACCCUGGAGAGAGCACAAGAUUGUUAGACAUUUUGAAGUCAAUUUUUGAAGUCAUCAUGUUGCGAUCAUCUACCUGUUCUACUGGAUUCUACCUGCUAGUCCUGGUGCCUCUCUUGUGCAAUGUAGGGGUAAUACGUGGAGAUACUACCAUCCAAUCGGCAGAAGAAGGCAAUGAAACCAAUAACUGUACUGGGACCUAUUACUGUAAGCCAGGUGUCAUUUUACCUAUUUGGAAACCUCAAAAUCCAGCUUUUGGUGAUAAAAUUGCAAGAGCUACAGUUUAUUUUGUGGCAAUGGUCUACAUGUUCCUAGGAGUAUCAAUCAUAGCAGAUCGAUUCAUGUCCUCAAUCGAAGUCAUUACUUCUCAAGAAAAAGAGAUAACCAUUAAGAAACCCAAUGGAGAAACAACAACGACAACUGUUAGGAUAUGGAAUGAAACUGUUUCAAAUUUGACCCUUAUGGCUCUUGGUUCAUCCGCUCCUGAAAUUCUUCUUUCUGUGAUUGAAGUUUGUGGCCAUAACUUUCAGGCUGGAGAUCUUGGCCCCAGCACCAUUGUAGGGAGUGCGGCAUUUAACAUGUUCAUAAUUAUUGCUCUGUGUGUCUAUGUAGUACCCGAUGGGGAAAUAAGAAAGAUUAAGCAUCUCAGAGUUUUCUUUGUCACAGCAGCCUGGAGCAUUUUUGCCUACACUUGGUUGUAUAUGAUCCUUUCAUAUUUCUCUCCUGGAGUUGUUGAGGUCUGGGAAGGACUACUCACUUUCUUCUUCUUUCCAAUAUGCGUUCUCUUUGCUUGGAUUGCAGACAGAAGGCUUUUGUUUUACAAGUAUGUCUAUAAGAGGUACAGAGCUGGGAAGCAAAGAGGAAUGAUUAUUGAAACAGAAGGAGACAGACCUUCAUCCAAAGCAGAUAUUGAAAUGGACGGAAAAGUCCUUAACUCGCACACAGAAAAUUUCCUAGAUGGUUCUUUAGUUAUGGAAGUUGAUGAAAAGGACCAAGAUGAUGAGGAAGCGAGGAGAGAUAUGGCUAGAAUUUUAAAAGAAUUGAAACAAAAACACCCUGACAAAGAGAUGGAACAACUUAUAGAGCUUGCCAAUUACCAAGUUUUGAGUCAGCAGCAAAAAAGUCGAGCUUUUUACCGCAUUCAGGCCACUCGGUUAAUGACUGGUGCAGGCAAUAUUUUGAAGAGGCAUGCAGCAGAUCAGGCAAGAAAAGCUGUCAGCAUGCAUGAGGUUAACACCGAUAUUAUAGAAAAUGACCCAAUAAGCAGAAUAUACUUCGAACAAUUAACUUAUCAAUGUCUGGAAAACUGUGGGACUGUGGCACUGACCAUUAUUCGUCGUGGAGGUGACCUUACCAACACAGUGUUUGUUGAUUUCAGAACAGAAGAUGGCACUGCCAAUGCUGGUUCAGAUUAUGAAUUUACUGAAGGCACUGUUGUUUUCAAGCCUGGUGAAACACAGAAAGAGGUUCGUGUAGGGAUCAUUGAUGAUGAUAUCUUUGAAGAAGAUGAAAACUUCUUAGUCCAUCUUAGCAAUGUUCGAGUAAAUUCUGCAACCGCAGAAGCAAAUCUAGAGUUAAACCAUGUAACACCUCUUGCAUGUUUGGGAUCACCAACCACAGCCACUGUAACCAUCUUUGAUGAUGAUCAUGCUGGCAUCUUUACCUUUGAGGAGCCAGUAACACAUGUAAGUGAAAGUGUGGGCACCAUGGAAAUAAAAGUUCUGAGAACAUCUGGUGCCAGAGGAACUGUUAUUGUACCCUACAAAACUACUGAAGGUACAGCAAGAGGUGGAGGGGAAGAUUUUGAAGAUACGUGUGGAGAGCUGGAGUUCCAGAAUGAUGAAAUUGUCAAAACCAUAUCAGUGAAAAUAAUUGAUGAUGAGGAAUAUGAGAAAAACAAGACCUUCUUCCUUGAGAUUGGGGAACCUCGUCUGAUGGAGAUGAGUGAGAAGAAAGCCCUGUUGUUGAAUGAGCUUGGAGACUUCACCAUCACAGGAAAAAUAUUAUAUGGUAAGAAGUUAACCUUAAAUAGUGUGGGCAAACCUAUCUUCAGGAAAGUCCAAACUAGAGACCGUCCUUUUCCAUCUUCUAUUAUCAACCUCGCAGAGGAAAAUGAAGAAAAACAGUCGCUGACCAGCAAAGAGGAAGAAGAACGACGUAUAGCGGAAAUGGGCCGACCUAUCCUGGGAGAGCAUACAAAGCUUGAAAUCAUUAUCGAAGAAUCCUAUGAAUUUAAGAGCACUGUGGACAAACUCAUUAAAAAGACAAACCUUGCCCUUGUGGUUGGAACUAAUAGCUGGAGAGAGCAAUUUAUUGAAGCUAUCACUGUGAGCGCCGGCGAAGAUGAUGAUGACGAUGAGUGUGGAGAAGAAAAACUGCCAUCUUGCUUUGAUUAUGUGAUGCACUUUCUGACUGUUUUCUGGAAGGUUCUAUUUGCUUUUGUUCCUCCGACAGAGUAUUGGAAUGGUUGGGCCUGCUUCAUUGUGUCUAUCUCCAUGAUUGGCCUCCUGACAGCUUUUAUUGGGGACUUAGCUUCACAUUUUGGCUGCACCAUUGGAUUGAAGGAUUCAGUUACUGCCGUUGUGUUUGUUGCUCUUGGAACAUCAGUUCCAGACACUUUCGCAAGCAAGGUAGCAGCAACCCAAGAUCAAUACGCUGAUGCCUCCAUAGGCAAUGUUACUGGCAGCAACGCUGUGAAUGUUUUUCUGGGUAUUGGUGUGGCCUGGUCUAUUGCUGCUAUCUACCAUGCAGCCCAUGGAGAGGAGUUUAAAGUUAGUCCUGGCACACUGGCUUUCUCUGUCACACUUUUCACCAUAUUUGCUUUUAUAAGCGUUGGUGUCCUACUCUACAGACGGCGACCUGAAAUUGGUGGUGAGCUGGGUGGGCCACGGACUGCCAAGCUGUGUACCACAGCCCUCUUUAGUCUGCUUUGGUUCUUGUACAUUUUGUUCUCAUCUCUGGAGGCCUACUGCCACAUAAAAGGCUUCUAA
Molecule: messenger RNA, 3049 nt
Organism: Bombina bombina (fire-bellied toad)
Lineage: Eukaryota; Metazoa; Chordata; Amphibia; Anura; Bombinatoridae
Gene: SLC8A1
Product: solute carrier family 8 member A1
Exons: 11
Coding region: 119-3049 (976 amino acids)
Biological process (GO): cell communication; calcium ion import across plasma membrane; sodium ion transmembrane transport
Cellular component (GO): axon; sarcolemma; postsynapse
Molecular function (GO): calcium:sodium antiporter activity
Source: RefSeq, a predicted model, not a curated record